Molecule: messenger RNA, 1831 nt
Organism: Oryza sativa Japonica Group (Japanese rice)
Lineage: Eukaryota; Viridiplantae; Streptophyta; Magnoliopsida; Poales; Poaceae
Product: peroxisomal nicotinamide adenine dinucleotide carrier
Biological process (GO): nucleotide transport; transmembrane transport
Molecular function (GO): transmembrane transporter activity
Source: RefSeq, a predicted model, not a curated record
CGGCCGCGCUGCCGCCGUCUCCGUCUCUAGCUGCGCCGCCGAGCCGAACGGAGAGGAGGAAGACAGAGAGGAGAGAUGAGAUAGGAUAAGGGUAUUUUGGUCAUCUCAACAAGAAAAACAUUACAAAAACCAUUAAACUGAGAAGAAAUGGAUGGAAUGGCAUUGCAACAAGUUGCCCCUGUUUGAGGGUGGCAUUUUAACGAAACCACUUUUGGGAGUGGCAUUCCAGCGAAACCCCGUUUUGACAAUGGCUAAAUGUCAAUUUUCUCGCGCGGGGGGGAGGCGGCGGCGGCGUGAGAGGGAGAGUGACGGCUAUGUUAGUGCGCGGCACUUUUUCUAAAAAGCCCCUCGACUUUCGUUUUCUACAGCGCGAUCCUAUUUCGCGUUUCUCCCCUCCUGCGCAUGCAAUAUCCGGAUUUUAGAAGGGCCCUUACGCACAACAUCGCCUCAGGGAGGACACUGUUCGGCAGGGCCUUUUCGCAAAAAACCCACCCCCAUCGUCCGCCCCUUCUGCGCCGCAUAAUAUUUUGCCGAUAUCUCCCGUCUCGUUGUCUCCUCCGCUCCUCAAGAACGAGUCGCGGGCUCGCGGCUGCCGAUCUCCAUCUGGCGAGGAGAGGAGAGCAGAUCAGAGCAGGUUGGCGCAUGUCAAGUGCCGCAGUGAAUGGAUUGGCUGGUGCCGGUGGUGGCAUCAUCGCCCAGAUCAUCACCUACCCCCUCCAGACCGUGAACACCCGGCAGCAGACAGAGAGGUCGGCAAAAAAGAAGAAGGCCAAUGGCGCAGCCAUCGCCAAUACUUCCACCCUCUUCCAGAUGCUUCAGCUGUUCCAAACGGAAGGAUGGGGAGGGUUGUAUAGCGGCCUCAAACCCUCUCUUAUUGGCACUGCUGCUUCACAGGGAAUCUAUUACUACUUUUACCAGAUUCUCAAAAACAAGGUGGAAGAUCUAGCAGUUGCUCGCGGUAAGAAGGGUCUAGGGGAUGGUACCGUUGGGAUGUUCUCCUGGCUUGGUAUUGCAGCUGUUGCUGGGUCAAUCAAUGUUCUUCUUACCAAUCCAAUAUGGGUUCUCGUGACUCGUAUGCAGACACAUACGCAAGCAGAAAAGAAGAUCAUGGAGUCUAAAAAGGAGCUUUUGCUGAAGGAUGUUGCUAGGGCCAAUUCAAUAGAGGUCUCAAUUCUUAAGGAUAGGUUGUAUAAACUUGAUUCUGAAAAGCCUCGUCCAUAUGGGACAAUUCAAGCGGUCCGGGAGGUCUACCGUGAAUCAGGCAUAAGAGGAUUCUGGAAAGGACUUAUUCCGACACUAAUUAUGGUAUGUAAUCCAUCAAUACAAUUUAUGAUCUAUGAAACAUUGGCAAAGCGUCUCCGGUCAAAGAGAUCUGGAAAGGAACUCCCAAAAAAGAACCUUACUGCUAUGGAGGUAUUCUUAUUAGGUGCAAUAGCAAAGCUCGGAGCUACUGUUGUGACAUACCCAUUGCUAGUGGUUAAGUCUAGGUUGCAAGCAAAACAAGAAAUUGGCAGGAAUGUGAUGUCAAGAUACACAGGUACGAUUGACGCGAUCAUAAAGAUGAUCCGGUAUGAAGGAUUGCACGGGUUUUACAAAGGAAUGGGUACGAAGAUUGUACAGAGCGUCUUUGCCGCCUCAGUUCUUUUUAUGGUAAAAGAAGAGUUGGUAAAAUUCGUAGUUAUGUUAAUUGCUAGGAGUAGGACCGUGCUCGGUCCUAGCUCUAAGAAACGAUAGGCAGUUCAUUUAUAUCGAAACAAUUUGUAACGUCCUCUUUGAGACUAUAUAUCAAUUAUUUACAAGAUAGGAAAUCCAAAAUGUCUCCAAAUACUAA